Hylaeus anthracinus is the source of this 4638-nucleotide messenger RNA. RefSeq lists its product as uncharacterized. Gene Ontology annotation, molecular function: sulfotransferase activity. The record is from RefSeq and is a predicted model, not a curated record. The transcript is spliced from 22 exons. The coding region runs from base 709 to 4449 and encodes 1246 amino acids. NCBI's taxonomy places the organism in Eukaryota, Metazoa, Arthropoda, Insecta, Hymenoptera, Colletidae.
UCUAUCGUCAAAAAUCAUGAAGAAAAUAUGGAAUAAUAAAAUUCACUUAUUCAAAUACAGGGUGAGUCUUGUAACACGACGACCUCGAAUAACUCGUAAGGUAUUCGUUGUACGACAAAAUGUUUCAAACAUUUACUGCCAUGCAGUGGUGAACCUAAUUUAUUUAAUUUUGCCUGAUUCGGUAGCUUCCGGAGAAAGGCGUUUUUCCAAAUUAGAAAUGAUUAAUAACUAUUUACGUUCUACAAUGAGUCAAGAAAGAUUAACUGAUUUUUCAAUAGAUACAUUAAAUAUAUAAUGUAUAUUUGGUGUAAUUUACCAAUCAUGUAUCAUGGAAAAGGGCGGUAAAUUUGUCUUGCACACAAGCGCCUCUUACCCACGUGGCGGCCCUGUACGGGCCGAUUAACAAUUAUUUCAAAGGAGAAAAACCGUGAAAGAUAGACAGUAACCUUGUUCCAGUAAAGUAAUACCAAAGUAAAAACUUUUCAACGAUAUUACCUUGUUUUGUCCCGAUUUCCAGUUGCUCUAUAUAAGAACAUCCACGGAUUUCGAGACAGUCGAUUUUCCCUUGAAAACGUGAACGCGUCUCAUUCGAACGUACACUUUCGAGGUGUUAUUUACCGGUUGUUACGUCUCUGAUUAACGUUCUGAUCGCGAUAACUAAUACAUUAAUCGGAGAUCGAGUUAGCUAGAAACCGAUAUCUUAAAAAGAUGGAUCCUCAGAUCGUAACCGACGAUGCCGAUGAUUUAGAUCGGAUUCUAAAAGAGCAAUUUACUGCAGAGUUUCGCAAAGGUUACAUCACCGUAAAUGGCGUUUGCUUGCCGCAAAGAUUCGACAAAUUUUCACAAGCGAUCGAGAAUUUUCAAGUUAGAGACGACGACAUCUGGGUCUGUAGUUUUCCUAAAACUGGUACAACAUGGACUCAGGAAAUGAUUUGGUGUAUCGCAAAUGAUUUGAAUUUCGAAGGCGCAAAGGUCUUCUUGCCCGAAAGAUUUCCUUUCUUGGAGUGUUCCAUACUUUUCGAUUAUACCACGAUCAUGGUUCGACAUCCAGAGAUAAAACUACACCAGUUGAUCUCGGAUAGCGUCAGCUACGCGAGCAGUCGAGUCAGUCCAAGAUUCAUCAAGACUCACUUGCCUUUCCGUUUACUUCCACGUCAACUUCGAACAGGCGAAAGAAAGCCGCGAAUCGUUUAUAUCGCUAGGAACCCCAAAGACACUUGUGUCUCGUAUUACCAUCAUUGCAGGUUGAUGGAAGGUUAUCGCGGCGACUUUAACACUUUCUGUCGUCUUUUCUUGGGUGAAAAAUUAUGCUUCGCUCCAUUCUGGGAGCACAUUCUCGACUUUUGGAAGAGGAGGGCCGAUCGCAACAUACUAUUCUUGAAGUACGAGGACAUGAUGUUUGAUCUAUCUACGGUCAUCCAGAAAUCGGCGACAUUUUUAAACAAAACCAUGUCCGCGAAUCAAGUAAAAACAUUAUUGGAACAUCUCAGUUUUGCUAACAUGAAGUCUAAUCCGGCAGUGAACUACGAAGAUGUUGUAGAAAUGAACAAGAAACUAAAAAUAAUCGACGUUGAUGGUGAGUUUAUUAGAAGCGGUAAAGUGAAUCAGUGGCAGGGAGAGAUGUCCGAAAACAUAAUCGAACGAUUCGACCAAUUGACGAAGGAAAAAUUGGCAGCGCAACAUUGUAUCGCUGAAGAAGACGGCGAAGAGUACAGGGGCAAGUACUUGGGGAAGCUGAACGCGUAUCAUCAUCAAGUCUCCGGUGACGUGUAUGUGGUUGACGAAUACACGUUGUUGCUGACGUCUUUUAGCUACGAUGGUAACGGAGCCGACACCUUCUUCUGGGCUGGCGCGUCGAACAGACCUGGUCCACAGGGGUUCAUCGUGCCGGACGAGUGGGGCAAAACGAAUGUUCUCGAUCGGUAUUUCAACAAGGACUUUACUCUUUCUUUACCGGACAAUAAAAAGAUAACGGAUAUCAAAUGGUUCGCCGUUUACGAUCUGGGAAGUCAGAAUACGUUCGGUGACGUAUACAUUCCCGAGGAGUUCGAUCCACCCGCGCCCCAGAAGAUUUCCCAAUUAACGAAACGAUCGCACGGAGUAUUCUCCGAGUCUAUCGUGAUCGUGGACUCGAAAACCAUAAAAAUACCAGAAUUCACGUACGACGGUCAGGGCGCGGAUACGUAUUUCUGGGUAGGACUUGGCCCGCAGCCUUCCAGCAAAGGAAUCAAAGUUCCCGACGAGUAUGGCUAUUUAGAUCCAAUUCGCGCAUACAAAGGAGAAGAUAUAAUCAUUCAACUACCAGGAGACAUGACAGUUUUCAACAUCGACUGGUUGAGCGUGUUCGACGUGAAGAGUAAAUCGAACUACGGUUCCGUUAUCAUUCCGGACGGACUAAACGUGCCACCGUCGCUUGUUAAAGUGAUCAAGCACGCGCAGACUUUGCCGAAUUGCAUUCAGCUCCAUAGACGGUAUCAAGUCAGUUGGGAGAUCUUUGGUCCUCAAAUCACCGUUCAGCUUGCUGGUCAAGUCGGCGAAAAUGAGUACAUGUCGUUCGGUUUGUCCGGUUCCGAAACAUCCAGUCAGAUGGAAGGUGCGGACGUUGCGAUCGCUUAUAUGGACGGAACCAGAGGAUACGCGCGAGAUUACAACGUUACUGCGAAAGCACCGUGCGGAAAGGUUCUCGGCCAAUACAGAGGAGUUUGUAGAGACGAGUUGUUAGGUGGCCUGGACAACAAUCAAUUGUUUACCGCUGUGAGAGAAGAUGGCAUCAACGUUAUCACCUACAGACGUACUCUUAAUUCGUCCGAUCCAGGAGACAAGGAGUAUCCCACGGAUCGGCCAGUUUUCGUGGUGUGGGCUUUAGGAAGAUUGGACGAGAACAAGGAACCGACUUUUCACGACUUCUAUCCCAAGAGCGAUUUAAAGAUAGAACUGCUUCGCCAAGAACCAGAGAAUACGUGUAUGGACUUUACGGAGACUAACGAGGAACUGAUAGAAACUUGGGAGAAGGCGGAAAUAUUCGAUAGAAGUAUUCGGACGUUCAAAGCUACGAUCGGGCCGUCUGGCGGAAGAAAGGGUUAUCAAGGAAUCACGGGACAAACCUCCACGGGUUUGGCAUGGUAUAUCGAAGGUCAGCUCGUGCCAGAAUUGUAUCUCCGUCGAGGAUUGACUUACAAUUUCCGUAUUUACGGUGGGAACAAUCCUCACAGUCCGAAUUUAUAUCACCCAUUGAUUAUAACCGAUGAACCGCACGGCGGAUACGAUAGGCUCACCGACGCGGCAAAGAGCAAAGUUAGGGUAUUGGCCGGAGUCGAGUUCACCAGACGAGGUCAACCGAGACCGACUGCAGUUGGUCCGCUUUGCUUGAGUAAACACAACGAACGAGACAGAAGACUGGACGACGACUUUCCAACGUUUAAACAAUUCAACAGAACGCUGGUCAAUGUGUGCGAACCGGUGGAAAAAGAACCGAUCAGUUUCGCUACCGUUGAAGGCGAUAUUGGAGCAAGAUUGGACAAAAUGUUUGGCGUAAAACCCAGUUUUCUGAGGGUAGAACCGAGCCAUUGUUUAUUGCCGCCCCAUUUUGUCUUUUACGGAACGAGGAUACGGGAUAUGGAAAUUUACGAGGACGACGUGUGGAUUGUUUCGUAUCCGCGAACCGGUAGCCAUUGGGCACAGGAGAUGGUAUGGUGUAUCGGGAACAAUUUUGAUCUUGAAACUGCAAAAACUCUUCUGGUCGUACGCAAUCCAUUACUCGAAGCCUCGUGUCUGAUGGUGUCGGGAGACUACGUAGAGUGGUUCGCGAAGCUGGGCGAUUCGGUCGAGAACGUUACAAAGAUGCCACCAACGAGAUACAUCAAGUCUCACCUACCCUUGGAAUUGUUGCCGCAGCAAAUUCACAAAAAGAAACCAAAAAUCAUCUAUAUUGCUAGAAAUCCAAAGGACACUUGUGUCAGCUUUUAUCAUUUCUGCAGAAUAUUCCAUAAUAUCAAAGGAAGCUUCGAGGACUUUGCCGAGUUGUUUCUCGAGGAUAGUGCUCCGAUGGGUUCGUUUUGGAGUCACGUACUACAAUUCUGGGAGAUGAGGAACCACGAUAACGUACUGUUCAUGACUUACGAGGAAAUGAAAAAGGAUCAAGUCGAGGCGAUAAAAAGAACGGCGAAAUUCAUGGGAAAAAGAGUGACGGAUAAGCAAAUUGCCGAGCUUUGCGAACAUUUGAAAUUUUCCAAGAUGGCGGCGAAUCCUGCCGUGAAUAUGGAGCACAUCUUACCGCAGCAGAACGUUACGGAAGACGACAAAUUUAUAAGGAAAGGCAAGGUCGGUGAUUGGAAAAACUACAUGUCCGAGGAAUUGUCCAGACGAUUCGACGAAUGGACCGAAAAGCAUCUACGUAAUAGUGGUCUCGACUUCGACAGAGGCGUGAUCCAUUACGAUAAGGAAGAGUAACGAUACUUUGAAAUAUGUAUUAUUAAUGGAAAUAGACUUUACGCGAGAUUUAUGCCUAAGGCAACUAUAUUCCUCGAUUAUUACCAACGAUAUUCAUUAUACAUGUAUUAAAAAUGUCUUAUACAAUAUAACGUACAAGUAAUUUAGUUUAAAUGUAUGCAUCAUGUUUACGUUCGUGGGUAUUUAUUA